Molecule: messenger RNA, 3109 nt
Organism: Miniopterus natalensis
Lineage: Eukaryota; Metazoa; Chordata; Mammalia; Chiroptera; Miniopteridae
Source: RefSeq, a predicted model, not a curated record
ACUCGGUGUCACGACAGCGGGAGACUCCAGCCGGCCGCGCUCCCGGCCCACCCCCGUCCCUGGCUCUCCGCGGCGCUCGGAGCCCCCUCCCCUGCGCCCCCGGCCGCGGGGCCAGUCGCCCAGACUCCCACCAAACUUUUCCGCCCGGGGCUCGAGAUCCCGGGCUCAGGGCUCCCCAGCCCGGUUCCAUUCCACCUCGAGCCUCUCCCAGGACUAGGCGCGAGCGGCCCCCCUCCCCACGGCCCUCCCUCUCUCUCCGGCCUCUUUGGGGAGGGGCUCUCCACGCUCCGGGGAGCUCCCGAGGGUCGCCAGCGCCGCGCUCGCCUUUUAUCUCGCCUUCACCUGGAUAUAAUUUCCACGCGAAGCUGCCCCCAGGAUGACCACGCUGGCCGGAGCUGUGCCCAGGAUGAUGCGGCCGGGCCCGGGGCAGAACUACCCGCGCAGCGGGUUCCCGCUGGAAGUGUCCACCCCCCUCGGCCAGGGCCGGGUCAACCAGCUCGGCGGCGUGUUUAUCAACGGCCGGCCGCUGCCCAACCACAUCCGCCACAAGAUCGUGGAGAUGGCCCACCACGGCAUCCGGCCCUGCGUCAUCUCCCGCCAGCUGCGCGUGUCCCACGGCUGCGUCUCCAAGAUCCUGUGCAGGUACCAGGAGACGGGCUCCAUCCGUCCCGGCGCUAUUGGCGGCAGCAAGCCCAAGCAGGUGACAACGCCCGACGUGGAGAAGAAAAUCGAGGAGUACAAAAGAGAGAACCCGGGCAUGUUCAGCUGGGAAAUCCGAGACAAGCUGCUCAAGGACGCGGUCUGCGACCGGAACACCGUGCCCUCAGUGAGUUCCAUCAGCCGCAUCUUGAGGAGUAAAUUCGGGAAAGGCGAGGAGGAGGAGGCGGACCUGGAGAGAAAGGAGGCCGAGGAGAGCGAGAAGAAGACGAAACACAGAAUUCCUGGGAUCUUAAGCCCUAGGGCCUCCGCGCCCCAGUCGGACGAGGGCUCUGACAUCGACUCCGAGCCCGACUUGCCCCUGAAGAGGAAGCAGCGCCGCAGCCGCACCACCUUCACCGCGGAGCAGCUGGAGGAGCUGGAGCGCGCCUUCGAGAGGACCCACUACCCGGACAUUUACACGCGCGAGGAGCUGGCGCAGCGCGCGAAGCUCACCGAGGCCCGAGUCCAGGUCUGGUUUAGCAACCGCCGUGCAAGAUGGAGGAAGCAAGCUGGGGCCAAUCAACUGAUGGCUUUCAACCAUCUCAUUCCGGGGGGCUUCCCCCCCACCGCCAUGCCCACCCUGCCAACAUACCAGCUGUCGGAGACCUCGUACCAGCCCACGGCGAUUCCACAAGCCGUGUCGGACCCCAGCAGCACCGUGCACAGACCUCAGCCGCUCCCCCCGAGCACCGUACACCAAAGCACCCUUCCUUCGAACCCGGACAGCAGCUCUGCCUACUGUCUCCCCAGCACCAGGCAUGGAUUUUCCAGCUAUACGGACAGCUUCGUGCCCCCGUCCGGGCCCUCCAACCCCAUGAACCCCGCCAUUGGCAACGGCCUUUCACCUCAGGUAAUGGGACUCCUGGCCAACCAUGGUGGGGUACCCCACCAGCCCCAGACCGACUAUGCGCUCUCCCCGCUCACCGGGGGCCUGGAACCUACCACCACGGUGUCGGCCAGCUGCAGCCAGAGACUAGACCACAUGAAGAGCUUGGACAGUCUCCCAACAUCUCAGUCGUAUUGUCCACCCACCUAUAGCACCACGGGCUACAGCAUGGACCCUGUCACAGGCUACCAGUAUGGGCAGUAUGGACAAAGUGCCUUCCAUUAUCUCAAGCCAGAUAUCGCUUGGUUUCCAAUUCUUUUGAACGUGCUGGACAAAGCCGUGGAGAAAAGGAAGACCCGGGACAGUAAAGACAAUGCAACGUUUUAAGGCAACGAUUUCACAUGGCUAUGUAUCCAACACCCCAGCUCUGUAGGCGCUGAAACAUUCCAUUUGUGUGUGUGCCUGUGCCUGUGCGUGUGUGUGCGUGUGUGCGCGCACGUGUGCUUGAGUGCGUGUGUGCGUGCGUGCGUGUGUGAUUUAUCUGGACUGGUUCGGGCAAGCAGAAUGUUCCCAAAUACAGUCGGAGAAUUCUCCCCAGUAUAACAGGAUGGAUGCCUCAUGCUGACGCUUCUACAACUUUCAGACUGCUCCCUUAAUGCAGCAGGAACGGAGGAAUCCUUGACUUUUACACACUGGAAAUUGAUAUGGAAAUAAGUGGCACCGUUUUUAGGAAGUUAGACUAGAUGUAAAGGGCCUCCCAAAUAAAUUAUUUGUUAUCGUACCCUCACUUGGACUUCAGUGGUUACUAAAUGUCCCGGAAGGACACGUCUUGCUGGUAGGACCUGGGUCAGCAGGAGGAAAAGCUGGUGUUCUCUCCCGGCCUGGCAGGGGUGUGCCGGUUCCCCAGUGCAGUUUCCCGUCGGGGCUGAGCUGGGGAGGGGAGAAGUGAGUGCAUUCCCACAGCUGCUCCUCAGUGUGCAAUACUGUGUACCUCACGGACGCUUUGGCAAUGCCAGGCUCAUAGAUACAGAAUCAGAACUAUAUUUUUGCAGGUGCUUUAUUUUCGCAGCCCACGAUUCACUGUGGUCGAACGCAGCGACGUUUGCCGCUUGCUGGACAACCCACACCUGGCUUGCUCCUUUUGACCAGAGAGCAUGUUCAAGAAUGAUGCUUUUAAAAUUAUUACGUUUACAUGCUUCUCUUUUCUAGGAACGGCAGGGCAAGAACAGAAAUGUCCAUGUGGCCCUCAUGUACUUUUAAAUUAUACAACGCUCUCCAAUAUUAAAAGACUCUAGGAACUGAGGUUUACAUACAUUUGUGCGGUGACAUUAUCGAAUGUCAAUAAAUUUGCUUUUGGAGAUGUUAAGAGGGGCAAGAAGGGGGAAGACAGUGUUAUUUAUUUCUUUCUGUUCUUGGAAUCACGAACGAGAUAGGCACAGAUACAUUCCCUUUAGAGUUGAGAACUAUGACAUAGUGAGUUAGACUAGACGUAGCACCGAGCUCAGUUCAUACAUUGGUCUUAGUGGGUGACGGAUGGAGAGAAGUUCUAUCUUUUGUGUUGCAGCCUCCGCCAACAACAAUGUG